CAGACUUGUGCAACAAGCGUAUGGCCAGGUAAGCUGCAGCAGGCGCAAGGGAAACAUGAAUGCAGUCUGACAAGUCAGGUAACAAAUGACACUUGGGGAAGAGAACCCCUGGCUGUCUCCUAGCAACAAGUGAGCUGUAGGUGCUGCUGCAGGUGUAGUAGGGAGCGCUGUGUGUUUGCUACACAAGUCGGGCUGAUCAGACUGCCACUGUCCCAGGGAAAAAGCAGGCGCGGCUGUGCGAAAGGAUUUACCUGCUCGGGGCACGACAAGCUGCAGUGUGUGUGGGUGGAGAAGAAGUGCACUGAUAAAGCCUUCCAGGCUGACUGGAGAAUUCCCUGGCAUGGUUACAAAUGUUCCCUCUGCUGCUGCUCCCAGCACGUUGUUCACAGGUCACACGGGCUUUUACUGAAGGAGCAACAGGGAUAAAGCGCUAACAACAGCAGCGACCGGACUUGUGCCCUCAUUGUGCCUCCCUUAAGGAAAAUGAUGAGGUACAGCUCUGCCAGCACUCUCACUACCUCAGACACCGUCACUGCACACAAACCCGGAGGAGUUUGCCGGUUGCGUCUCACCCUGCCUUCAGAAGCAAGCUCACGGCCAAAGCAGGAUGACAUUAAGAAAGACACUUCUGUAAAUGCUGAUCUUAGAAGUACAGCAGAAAGGAGAAAAAAGAGAAAUGGCAUUGUCUUGUCUGAAAAGAACACAUCUGAACCACCAACCCUUCAUCUCUACACCAUUCCCAAAAACAAUUCACCAUCUGCAGUGGCUUCCCAUGGAGUGGUAUAUGGUGUUGUACAGAGGGCUGAAAACAACCAUCAGAACGAGGUUGUUGUCUAUGAGUGGUCUACUAGCCAGAUAAAGGAAGAGAUGAACUACAUCAAAGAUGUGAGAGGGACUUUGGAAAAAAUCAGAGAGAAAAUGUUUGGAGAGUAUGAUGAAAUGAAACAAAAAGUUCAACAGCUCACUCAUGAAAUGAAAGUUUCUUCAGUACAAAAGGAGUUCUUGGAGAGCCACUCCCAGGCGCAAUCUGCAGCACUGGAUACCUUUGGAACAAUCAAUAGUUCCCUGAAUGCGGCUUCUAUAGAAAUUCAGAAAACUCUGGUGGAUAUGACCUUGGAAAACAGCAACAUUAAGGAUGAAAUGAAGAAUUUAAAACAUUCGUAUGAAGAAUCCUUGGACAAACUGAAAAAAAAGCAGCAGUUGUUGGAUACUGCCCAAAGUGAAAACCAGUUGUUAAAAGUCAAGAUUGAAUCUUCCCAGGAAGCUAAUGCUGAAGUCAUGAGAGAAAUGACACGAAAGCUGUACAGUCAAUAUGAAGAAAAGCUUCAACAAGAGGAACUGAAAUACACUGCAGAAAAAGAUAUGCUUGUGGAUCAGACAAGACUGUACAUGAAAGCAGUUGAAGAUGCUAGUGAGAAGGUUCGCGUUGCUGAGAUUAAAAUUGAAGAAAGAGAUGUAAAAAUUGCAGAACUUGACAAAUUAGUGCAUCGUAUGGAACAGGAACGAGAGCAACUGCAUGAACAAUUGAUGAGACAUGAAGAACAAAUACAAAAUCUUGAUAACAGGAUGCAAAUGCAUUCACCAGACAGGAACGAACGUUUAGAGGAAGUUGCGACAAGUUUAAGAGAACGCAUUAAGCAUCUGGAUGACAUGGUUCAUUGCCAACAAAAGAAGGUUAAACAUAUGAUUGAAGAGAUUGAAUUGCUGAAGAAAAAGGUUCACUACAAAGACUUACUCAUCCAGCAACUGCUAGAAAGGAUUGCUUUUCUGGAAGGAGAGAACACAGAGCUACAAGAUAAAGUGGACUUCUUGAUGGCAAACCAAACAAAAACUAACAAGGAAACCAAAGAUAUUGGAACAUCAUAUGAUAUUCCAGACAGUGCUUCGGUUGAUGGCUCUACAACACAGUCUACUUCAGUAAUUAAUGAAGACAUCCCUGAUGGAUACAGCAGUGAAAAACAUUCCAGAACUCCUGUCAAGCGAUCCUACACUCCUUACAUGAGAGUUCUACAAUUGAGCAUGAGUCACAAGGUCUCCUAAAUACCGGUCCAUCAAGACAAGACAGCGAUUGGCAACUCAACAAACAAAUCAGAUUCAGAUCUUAUAUUAUCAAGCCACGAAAAGAUUUUUUACUUGAACUCCAGUGUAAUUUUGCAUUCUGUUUCCCAUUGUAAAGUGGCCACUGAAUUUACACUUCGUUCAUGCUAUAUUUAUCAGUCGGGAUAAAAAAACCCUCUUCAUUUCUGUGCUAACAAGAAUGACACAGGUCACUGCCAAACCUCUUUUCUACAUUUAUUCUAUUGAAUUCUAUGACACGAUAUUUAUCAAGGCAUGGCAAUAUGUGCUAACUAUAUUCUUCUAUUACCCUUGCCACGGUUUUAACAUAAAACUGUCAAAUGUCACACGAAUCCAUUAUUAACUAUACACAAAAUAAUAACUAGACUGCAAACAGUUCUAGCAAUUAUCUUACCAAAGUUUUCACUACAUAUAAGUCACUACAGGUCUUUUUAUUGUUGAUAUAACUCAGACAGCCAGACGGCACUUCUGGAAUGUGGUUUAUUGGAGUUGCUGCUGUUAGACAGCUAACGCGUUUCGGGAAUGUAUCCCUUAGUCAUAUUGUUGAUGCUGACACUAUUACAGGCCUUGAAUAAGAGCUGAUGGGUAGCAUUAUUGGGGCUGGAGAAUGUGCUAUGUCUUAUAGGGUAUAGCAUUUACUGUAUAGAGAGUGUGUGUGUGUGUGUUGAAAUGACCCUCGCAGUACUGGCCAGAACAUUCUGUAUGUGUGUGUGUGAGUGUGUGUAAAUACACAAAACGUUUUAUUUCGCUUUAUGGAUACAUCAAUGUUGUGGAUGCCUGUAUUCUUUAAGAUUGUGCCUUGAUUGCUAUAUAUUUAUUUGUAUGAAUUUUGAACCAUGCAUUUUGUGUGAAAGUUAUAUAGCAGUAACAGCUAAAAUAUCAUACUUCUAUUAACCCUUUAAGUGCCUGGACUAUAGAACCUGCAGUGGCUCUAAAGGGCUACUGCUGUUUAUAUGCAACAUGAGAUCAAAACACUGCCGACACUCAAUAGGUUAAAGGCUAUCUUAAGUUUAAGCUGCAUUUUAUAGCUCAUGAAUAAUCUUGUAUCAUUAACAUGCCUACGCAAUGUACAGUACUUUAGUGGGCUGGGACUUUCCGCCCAGGCUUACAAGGUUAAAUCACAUCUACUAAAGGCAAAAAUGCUACCCAUGGGGAUGGAGAGCAUUCUUACUGCAUCUCUUAAUGGAAGAAACUGUAAACAAUAAAACUUCAAAUAAACAUGAUUGUAUUGGGGUUGCACCCCUUUUUAAAUUGCCUUUGAAGUACUGCCAUGUGCCUUAAUGUGUAAUAUACCUAUUUUCUUACUGUGCAGUUCUUCUGGUUAUGUUUUUAUUUCAGUGUUAUAUACAAUUAUGAAGCCAGUAACCAAAAUAUAAAAGCUAUUUUGAUAGUAGACUGUACAUUGUUGAAAGCAUGUAACAUCUGUAAAUUAACAUUUUGUAAGGGAAACUGACUACAAUGACUCAUUCUGAGUACUAAUUACUCAGGGCGGGGCUAACAACAUAUGCAUUUAUACUUAAGGCAAAACUAUGGAACAAUUCCAUACAAUUAAAGUACUCCAAGUAA
This is a messenger RNA of Xenopus laevis (African clawed frog), 3642 nucleotides long. It is a transcript of the gene myzap.L, whose product is annotated as myocardial zonula adherens protein. The coding region runs from base 484 to 2040 and encodes 518 amino acids. Lineage: Eukaryota; Metazoa; Chordata; Amphibia; Anura; Pipidae. The transcript has 15 exons. The record is from RefSeq and is a predicted model, not a curated record.